GGAGCCAUGGCAUUGCCUGAUGGUUUUGUGUGAGGAGAGAUAUUUUUGACCCUUGCGGUCUUCCAUACUCUCCUCAAGUCGCGUCAUUGCCCAACCCUCCUGUUUCAUAGUUAGUGUUAAUUACCUCCCCUAUAAAGACUCCUCAUGUUUCUUUGUCUCGUUGCUCGUGCAUUGAAUGUGUUUGAUACCUGUUUUAUGAUCGUGUUCUUGUAUAUGUUCCUGUCGCUGUACCUGUUUUCAGACCUCGUGCCUUGUUCCUGUCUCCCUUGUCUAGUAAGUGUUAGUUUAGUGUUGGUUCCAAGUGUUUGUUUUCUUAGUUUUAGUUGAGUAAGUCAGUGUCCUUGUUCGUUGUUAAAGUUUAUAUUUCCCUGUAUUGUUUUACCCCAUCGUGGGUUUUUGUUUUGUUAGUUUUGUCAGUGUUUAUGUUUAAUAAAUCCUGUUUACCAUCUAUACCGUCUGUGUCUGCCUGCACUUGGGUUCUCACGCCAUGUCUCACACCGAGGUUCAUGACAGAAUGCACGAGCCACAACAGAACCCAGUAGGCAGCAUGGACGGUACGACGUUGUCCUUGCGGUCUCGCGCACGACCUGAUUUUGCCGAGUUCGACGCGUUCCUGGGUCCACAAGGGAGGCCCUUCACCUCCAACGGUUCAACCAAUCAGCAUCAUCAACGUCACCUCGUUGAGUUUGAGCGCCGGUUUUCGUGCAGCGACGGUUUCUGAUUUUCGCCUUACAAGACACAGCGCUCCACAUUCGUUUGGUGCAGGCAAGAAUCACCAGGUCGAUUAACAAUGGAGGAGAAAAAAGGGGUCUUCGGUGUGCCGUCAUUAACAGAAGAAUCAUUGGUUACAUUGAAUGAUGGAAUGUGGCUUGAUGACAUCGUUAUGGACAUUCAGUUGAGAUCUGUUCAUGAAGAAUUGGGACCAAAUAUAAGACGGAAAUCUUUGAUCUACCCAGUGCACUUUUACACAAAGCUAAAAACUGGUGGAUACACAGAUGUCAUCAGAUGGACAAAACAUGAGGACAUUUUUCGCAAGGACUAUCUUUUGAUAGUUGAAAAUGUCCUUGGAAAUCACUGGAGACUCAUGAUUGUGUGCUUCCCUGGGAAUGAAGAAGUGGAAUACAUCAAAAGGGGGCGAAGACUGGUACAAAGAAAGAGGCCUUGCAUUUUAAUGUUAGAUUCCAGGCCAGUUGAAGUGAGUGAUAGCAUGGAGGUGUUCCAAAAUAUUCGAAGUUACUUAACAGAAAUGUGGAAAAACACAAAACAAAAACCUCGGAUAUAUUCUGCGGAUUCUAUGCCAGCUCUCAAAGUACAGGUACCUGAACAGCAGGGAAACAGCUCUGAAUGUGGCCUAUUUGUCCUACUCUAUGCAGAGCACUUUCUGAAUGAUCCUCCCAAAGAACUAAUCAAUGAGCUUGACUGUACAUCCUGGUUUACACUGGCCGAUGCAUUUUCAAAGCGUGCACAGAUCAGGGACAAAAUGCAAAGUUGUCUAGAAGCAGAGGGAGGAGAACCAGAGGAAAUCAAAGCAGAUGAAGAGGAAAGUGAAGAGCAGCAAAACAUUUUUGAGAGAGGGAAAGACGCUGAGGAAAACAAAAGUGAACAGAGAAGGCAAGAGGAAAGCAUAGUAAAUGAGAAAGUAAAAGAAAAUAAAGAGAAAGGAAAAAUACAUCAUGAAAGAGACGAGUCUAGUUCACUUCAGGCAGGAAACUAUACAGUGUUGGGAAGGCUGUCAGUUCCAGGCACCAAAAGAAAGUACACAAUCACUCAAGAUGAAUUAAAAAGAAGGAUCACUGCAGAAAACAUGUCAAACAACAUGUUAAGAAGUCUGAUUAGGUGAAGGGGAGGCCACAGACUUAGCCCAGGAGCUUGGGGCAAUGCUUGGGCGACAUGUCACCCUAGAUAUGAGUACAAGUAUUCCAGGUGCUGAGGCAGAGGUUGCAAAGUAA
Molecule: messenger RNA, 1949 nt
Organism: Triplophysa dalaica
Lineage: Eukaryota; Metazoa; Chordata; Actinopteri; Cypriniformes; Nemacheilidae
Product: sentrin-specific protease 7-like
Exons: 11
Coding region: 791-1840 (349 amino acids)
Biological process (GO): protein desumoylation
Cellular component (GO): cytoplasm; nucleus
Molecular function (GO): SUMO-specific endopeptidase activity
Source: RefSeq, a predicted model, not a curated record